Pyrus x bretschneideri (Chinese white pear) is the source of this 647-nucleotide messenger RNA. RefSeq names its product huntingtin-interacting protein K-like. The coding region runs from base 161 to 496 and encodes 111 amino acids. The transcript is spliced from 2 exons. The record is from RefSeq and is a predicted model, not a curated record. Gene Ontology annotation, biological process: negative regulation of apoptotic process; protein stabilization. Lineage: Eukaryota; Viridiplantae; Streptophyta; Magnoliopsida; Rosales; Rosaceae.
CACCAUUCACCACUACUCCAAGUCUUCAAUUCUCAAAAGAGAGCAAAAGCUAGGGUUUUUACCAAAUUCAUUCAGAAAAAACGAAAGGGGGUUUCAAAUUUCAGUUUCUGGACUGCGAGAAGCACACGAAGAAACCGCAAUCGUAAUCAGAACCGCAGAAAUGGAGGGAGGUGGAGAAGAAGGAGUCGAGAUGGUGGUGGACUCCAAGGACUUGCAGCAGCAGAGCAAAGCCUUCGAUAAGCUCACCGACCGCGUGGAGGAUCGACAGCUCGAUUCCACCCGCGUCCAGGAGGCCAUGGCUUCCAUCGCCGCCUCCUCCGAAGCCGACUGGAAUGCUAUGCGAUUGAGGGAGAAGGAAUUGGCUGCAGUGAAGAUCAAUGCAGGUGAUGUUGACAUAAUUGCAAAUGAGCUAGAGUUGGACAAGAAGGUUGCCGAGAGGACCUUGCGGGAGCACAAAGGCGAUGCCGUCGCUGCCAUUCGACACUUGCUUCGCUAGAAAAUGAAUCACCCUUGGGAGAAUCAAUAUGAUAAGAUUUGGGUUUCUUUUCCUUCAAAUUUUGCUUCUUCAAUGCUUUCGGAUAUGGAAUUACAAUUACAUUGUUGUAUUGUGAGUUGUUAGGUAAAUUGUUGGCAUCAGUUGACGUGGA